Molecule: messenger RNA, 846 nt
Organism: Staurois parvus
Lineage: Eukaryota; Metazoa; Chordata; Amphibia; Anura; Ranidae
Source: the annotation of a GenBank genome assembly
AUGCCUAAUCUCCUGGCGAGAGUUCGGCAAUCCUCCAGCGCGUGCGCUGUAAGCCCCAGUGAAGCCGCUCUCCCUCUUGCUGACAGACCGGGCUGCCCUUUUUGCUACGUAUUUCCGGUGUGCGGUGUCUGUUCCCUGUUACUAGCCAGUGUCCAAGGCCCCGGGCCGGGAGAAGAGGAGGAGUCGUCGCCGCCGCCGGGAAGCGAACGGGGAGAAGCGGAGAGACGGAAGAAGGACACAGAUACAGAAAUGUCUUUCAUAUUUGAGUGGAUUUAUAAUGGCUUCAGCAGUAUGCUGCAGUUUUUAGGGUUAUACAAAAAGUCUGGGAAACUAGUGUUUUUAGGUUUGGACAAUGCUGGCAAAACAACACUGCUUCACAUGCUGAAGGAUGACCGGCUUGGACAGCAUGUCCCCACACUACAUCCAACAUCAGAAGAGUUGACGAUUGCUGGAAUGACCUUCACAACCUUUGACCUUGGCGGGCAUGAACAAGCUCGGCGUGUUUGGAAAAACUAUCUACCAGCAAUCAAUGGAAUUGUGUUUCUUGUGGAUUGUGUAGACCAUUCACGCCUUAUGGAGUCCAAAGUGGAGCUUAAUGCACUCAUGACAGAUGAAACGAUAUCUAAUGUGCCAAUCCUCAUUCUUGGGAAUAAAAUUGACAGAGCUGACGCAAUCAGUGAAGAGAGGCUGAGAGAAAUAUUCGGACUUUAUGGACAAACCACAGGAAAAGGAAAUGUGCCACUGAAGGAUCUUAAUGCUCGCCCCAUGGAAGUGUUUAUGUGCAGUGUGCUCAAGAGGCAAGGCUAUGGCGAGGGCUUCCGUUGGCUCUCACAAUACAUUGACUGA